AUGUUCUGGAUAUCUAUAAUACUUCUAAAUUUUUCAAACGCCAAUAUCGAUGUCAAAAAAGAAGCCGAGCAAGUAUUAGAUGUUUUUAGAAAAUCAAUCCACGAAAAAAAUCAAAUUUUGUUUGUUCAAAUAGUAAGCCCAAGUUUCAAGAUUGAACAAUGUGAUUUAACCAAAAAACGUUUGAAUCGAGCUGAUCUUUAUAACGAAAUUACACGAUAUAAUCUAGAUGUUUUGCCAAUGAGCAAAAUCGAUUACAACUCCGAAUCGGUUACUUUCGACCAUACAGGAACAAUUACUCAGCAUUUGCGGGCGUAG
Messenger RNA from Caenorhabditis angaria, 315 nucleotides. Lineage: Eukaryota; Metazoa; Nematoda; Chromadorea; Rhabditida; Rhabditidae. The record is from the annotation of a GenBank genome assembly.